Naegleria gruberi is the source of this 696-nucleotide messenger RNA. RefSeq lists its product as uncharacterized. Gene Ontology annotation, cellular component: lysosome. NCBI's taxonomy places the organism in Eukaryota, Heterolobosea, Eutetramitea, Acrasida, Naegleriidae. The record is from RefSeq and is a predicted model, not a curated record. The transcript is spliced from 4 exons. Gene Ontology annotation, molecular function: cysteine-type endopeptidase activity. Bases 1 to 696 code for a protein of 231 amino acids.
AUGAAUAUUGCUGAAUUUGACAGUAGACAAAAGUGGCCAAAUUGCGUUCAUCCAAUCAGAGACCAGGGCAAUUGUGGUAGUUGCUAUAGCUUUGCAAGUUCAGAAGUAAUGAGUGAUAGAUUUUGUAUAUUUUCAAAUGGUUCUGUCAAUGUCGUCUUGUCACCUCAAGAUUUAGUGACCUGUUCUUGGUAUUCAUUUGGAUGUAAUGGAGGUAUUCCAGGUUUAGUUUUUGAUUAUAUUCACAAGGAUGGUUUAGUGUCUGAUGCUUGUUUCCCAUACUUGUCCUAUGAUGGUAAUACCCAUGUUAAGUGUCCUGAUUUCUGCUAUAACAACAAAACCAAGUCAUUCAAGAGUGAUAAGCAUUUUGCUGAUAAGGUUUAUCAUGUUGGUGAAUUUUUGGAAGAUAAAGCAAAACGUGUUUUGGAAAUUCAAAAAGAAAUCUUGACCCAUGGACCAGUGAAUGCUGAUUUUAUGGUCUAUUCUGAUUUUACAGUGUACAAGAGUGGAGUUUACAGACAUCAAACUGGAUCUUUUGAAGGAAUUCAUGCUGUUAAAAUUAUUGGAUGGGGAACUGAGAAUGGAGUUGAUUAUUGGUUGAUUGCCAAUUCGUGGGGAACAACAUUUGGUUUGCAAGGAUUUUUCAAAAUUGUUAGAGGAGGUAAGUUUAUACAUCUUGAAGAGAAAAGUAGUAAUUAA